AUGGCCCCAAAGAAAGCCAAGAAGACUGCCGACAGCAUCAACUCGCGCCUGGCGCUUGUGAUGAAGUCUGGCAAAGUCACUCUCGGCUACAAGUCAACCCUCAAGACCCUUCGCUCUGGCAAGGCCAAGCUGGUCAUCAUCGCUGGCAACACCCCUCCUCUUCGCAAGAGCGAACUCGAGUACUAUUCCAUGCUCUCCAAGACCAAUGUCCAUCAUUUUGCCGGAAACAACAUUGAAUUGGGCACUGCUUGUGGUAAACUCUACCGCUGCUCAACCAUGGCCGUACUCGAUGCUGGAGACUCGGAUAUCCUUGGCGCCAGCACCUCGUAG
This is a messenger RNA of Exophiala aquamarina CBS 119918, 330 nucleotides long. RefSeq names its product 60S ribosomal protein L30. Gene Ontology annotation, cellular component: cytosolic large ribosomal subunit. Gene Ontology annotation, molecular function: RNA binding; structural constituent of ribosome. The transcript is spliced from 3 exons. The coding region runs from base 1 to 330 and encodes 109 amino acids. The record is from RefSeq and is a predicted model, not a curated record. NCBI's taxonomy places the organism in Eukaryota, Fungi, Ascomycota, Eurotiomycetes, Chaetothyriales, Herpotrichiellaceae.